AUGACGUCGCAUGUGAAUGAGAAGCACGAUGCUUCUAUUCACAAAGAGCUGCGCACCGAGAACAUCCAUGCAGAGAAGGCCUCGACUUCCUCGGGCGAGCUGGAAGCGCAACACGUUGAGCUUGACGAAGCGGAAGCAAACCGUGUGUUACGCAAGGUUGACUACCGGCUCGUUCCAAUGCUCUCAUUGCUCUAUCUUGUCGCCUUCAUCGACAGAUCGAACAUCGGCAACGCCAAAAUUGCGGGCAUGGAAGGCGACCUGAACAUGCGAGGUCUGCAAUACAACACCGCCGUCACCCUGUUCUUCGUACCGUACACGCUGCUCGAAAUUCCGUCCAACAUUAUCCUCAAGAUCAUGAAGCCGUCUCACUGGAUGGCGAUCCUGAUGUUUUCGUGGGGUCUCGUCAUGACACUCAUGGGUCUCGUUUCGAGUUAUGGCGGACUGCUUGCCGGCCGCUUUUUUCUUGGUGUGACCGAGUCAGGCUUCUUUCCUGCUGCAACGUUUCUUCUUACAUUGUGGUACCGGCGAUUUGAGCUGCAGCGACGCAUGGCGGUGUUCUAUGUCGCUGCAUCACUAGCUGGCGCUUUCUCUGGCCUGCUCGCCUAUGGUAUCGAGAAACUAGAUGGACGAUCUGGUCUGGCGGGCUGGCAGUGGAUUUUCCUGAUCGAGGGACUCAUCCCAGUCGCUCUUGCUCUGAUCAUCUGGAAGAUCUUGCCCAACAGUCCUGAGACGGCGAGCUUCCUAACCCAGCCAGAGAGGGAUCUGCUGAUUCGCCGACUUCAAGAUGAUUCUGGUAGUGGGCAAGGAAAAGCUACGAACAAUGAUAAAAUGGGCAAGCAGCAUGUUAUUGCGGGUCUUUCCGACUGGAAGGUCUGGGCGGCUGUCGUGAUCUUCUGGGGCAACACUGUUGGUGUUUACGGUUUCACCGCCACAGUCCCUACUGUCAUCAACGGCCUUGGCUACUCCAGUGCAAACGCGCAGCUGCUUACGAUCCCUAUAUAUGUUUUCGCGGCCAUUGUCACUGUCAUAUGGGCCUGGGGUUCGGAUCUGACCCAAAUGCGCUCACCAUGGAUCAUCGGCGGCUACUGCAUUGCGAUCGUUGGGUUCAUCGCGCAACUAGCAAUCCCACACCCGGCAUACCCCGGUGUCACAUAUGGUUUCCUUUUCCCAGUUGCUGCUGGCUUGUACUGCCCCUUCACUUGCCUUGUUUCGUGGGUUGCCAAUUCGCUGGCUCCUAGUUCAAAGCGCGCAGUCGGAAUGGCGCUGCUUAUUUCGGUAGGAAACAUGGGUGGUAUCAUGGGAAGUAACAUCUACCUUGCACGAGAGAAGCCCAAGUACACCACAGGGUUUGCGGCGAGCUUGGCCAUGUGCAUCGCAGCAGUUGCUAUGACAUUCGUCUUGCGCUGGGCGUACGGCAAAGAGAACAUGAAGAGGGACCAGCUCAUCCAAGAGCAUGGCGAGGAGGCGAUCAGAGCCAGAUACACCGACGAAGACCUGCUGAUGCUGGGAGACAAGAGUCCGUUUUUCAGGUACACAUUGUAG
Molecule: messenger RNA, 1542 nt
Organism: Ascochyta rabiei
Lineage: Eukaryota; Fungi; Ascomycota; Dothideomycetes; Pleosporales; Didymellaceae
Exons: 3
Coding region: 1-1542 (513 amino acids)
Biological process (GO): transmembrane transport
Cellular component (GO): membrane
Molecular function (GO): transmembrane transporter activity
Source: RefSeq, a predicted model, not a curated record